Hydatigera taeniaeformis is the source of this 1611-nucleotide messenger RNA. NCBI's taxonomy places the organism in Eukaryota, Metazoa, Platyhelminthes, Cestoda, Cyclophyllidea, Taeniidae. The record is from the annotation of a GenBank genome assembly.
AUGUCGCACAAUGACGCGUAUGAAACUGCUAUAGAACGUGCCAAACUAGUUGUUUCGAAAUUUUCUGCUCCUGAUGAUGGACAAUCGAAUGGGUCUUAUGCCGGUGGAAAGCGACCUGCUGAUUCGAUGAAUCAAUAUCCGUCGGCUGAGAAACGUCCCUACACUGACAAGGCUGCUGCAGCUGCCCACGAAGCCGCUGCAAGGUUGAGCCAAAAGCUUGCAGGAGGUGGACCAGCUCCACCCCAGCAAAACUCGCCUGCGCGGCAGAUAACGACUGAGACAACAAUUCCAGAUCGUUUUGUGGGUCUAGUUAUUGGCAAAAAGGGCGAACAGAUUACAGCAUUGCAAAAUGAGUCUAAUUGCAAGGUUCAGAUAUCUCAGGAGGGUGGUCGUCCGGAACGCGUUGUUACUCUGACCGGAACCCCGCAACAAGUGGUACAUGCGAAACAGCUGCUUAAUGACAUAAUUGACCGGGCUGAGAAGUCGGGAAUGGGUGGCCAGCCUUCUCCCUUGAAUUACCAGCACAUGGCUAAUCCAACUGUCUAUGCUCCCAGCGGGCCGCUAUCAACGGUUGAGAUGAUGAUCCCUGGUUCAAAAGCGGGGCUUGUCAUCGGCAAAAAUGGUGAAACAAUCAAGCAACUUCAGGAGGAAAAUGGCGUCAAAAUGGUCCUUAUUCAACAGAGUAGCGCGCCGACCGUGGAAGACAAGCCAUUGCGCAUAACUGGCGAUCCAGCUCGUAUCGAGAGGGUCAAAGCACUUGUAAUCGAGAUAAUUACGCGUGGACGAGUAGGUAAUUUGUCUGAAAACGCGGAGAUUACGCGAUAUGCCGUUCCCGCCGAAAAAGCUGGUCUGGUCAUCGGGAAAGGUGGUGAUUCCAUAAAGGAAAUCUGUCGAGUCAGUGGAGCUCAUGUUGAGAUUUCGAAGGAACCUCCUCCGGACCCAUCAAUCAAGAUUUUCAACAUCCGUGGCAAUCCUAACGAAAUCGAACAGGCGAUAAGAAUGAUCUCUGAGCGCGCCGGUAUCCCUAUCUCAAGGCCGACUUCUGGAUCGACCUCCAACCUCUGGGGACAGCUCGGUUAUGGCCAGUCAGAUUGGACCUCCAGUAUGCCCGCGCCGACGUUCAAUCCUCAUACUGGCCAACCCGAUUACAGUGCUGCGUGGAUUGAAUAUUACCGCAGGCAAGGCAUGCAUGAGUACGCUGAUAUGAUUCAACGGCAGGCGCAGCAGCAGCAACUUCAGCAAUAUCAGCAGAGCUCUGGUCCAUCGUCUCAGCCCGGAUCCACUCCGACUGGAGUCGCUCCGGUCUCCCAUCCCAGCCAAACUGGCCAGCCAUCGGGCGCGCACUCGAAUGUCCAACAAGGUGGACCACAGCCAUCCGGUGGCUACCCAGGAGAUCCGAGUCAGCAAAGUGACUACGCUCAGUGGCAACAAUGGCAGCAGUGGCAAGCGUGGCAGGCGUGGCACCAGCAGCAACAGCAACAACAACAGACGCACAGUACCAGUAGUGGUGGUGCUAACAGUGGCUCAAGCGCUCCUGGAGGCAUUCCUCCGCCUCAACCUCCUCAGGGAGGUUCAGCAACUUCAAGCGGACCUCAACAGCCUCAUCACUGA